GGAACUAAAAAAGUGUCUGGAACUUUUGAUUCUUGUAGACGGCCGCUGUGCUCGGCUAUACGAAAGAUAGAAAAAAAAAACACUAGAGCUAACGUGGAGCAAAGUUUUGAAUGUGUCUUUCACAAUUUUCUGGAAUACAGAAAGCGAAACGUUUGAGAACGGGUGUUAGUCGGUGACAAAGAGGCGCACCAGUGCUAUCUUCUCCGUUAUCAGGGUUCGAGCGAGAAUUUUGCGGUAUUUUCCGUGAACACUUGUUGAAACCUUUGGGAAUUCUCGUUGACUCGUUGUGGGUUCCAUUCGUCUGUUCGUCUGUUCUUAUGUUUGAAUUCAAGUUUUAUCGAUAGAGCACGGUACCACACUACCCCCACUGCAUUGUUUUAAAAUUGCUUUUUCCAAGUUUGUUGGUGUGAUUUUACUUGUCUGAAGAAUCCUGGAUGCACUGACUAAAAGCAAAGAUUGGAAUGCACUUAGACGGAUUCCCGCUGUAAUAUGAUGUAGUGUUCUGGGCUAUCGAUUGCGUCGGAGAAAAAGUCUAGUGUUUGGAUAAAAUUCGGUUAGCAUAGUGCAUUCGACGAGUGUGCAGUAAAAGUGAAUGGAGGAUAGACGUUAAAGUGCAGAACAGAACACAUAGAAACUUCGUCUUUAAACAGAUUCGAGUGUUUACUCACGUACUUAGCCCUGAAAUGCCUGAAUAAUCAUUUUUGAAUUGUAUUGGAAGACUACAGAAGACCGUUUGAUGAUGACUCGUGCCAGUUUAUAAUGCAUAUACAUAUCGGUAUCCUAUUCAUUGUAUAGUCUAUAAAAGUUCUGGAAUUUUGUGUAGGGCUUAAGGAUUUUAGAGAAUAUAGCAUUUGGUUCGUUCAUUUCACCAACUUCAUGGAACGGGAAGAACGAGAAUAGACAGGCAGACACCAUUCAAGCACUCCAUUCACUGGAUUUCAUUCAAAUUUUUGCCGGUCGUACAGCUACUGCUUGCCAAAUUGAAAUUCGUCAUGUCUUAGUAAGAUUCUGGCACGCUGGACUCCAAUAUUGAAACGAGUGCGGGAUUAUAAUAUUUAAGAAUGGACUUCUAACAAUGGUCAUUGUGUUUUCUCUGCAAGAGUAAUUUUAGUGAGUGAAUUAUAUUCAUAAUGUUGAAGAAGUGAAUUGAGUUUAUAGACGUGCUAGACAGCAAAAUGAAGAUGACAAAACUUACAAUUCAAAUUGUUAGUUUAUGGAUUUAUUAUUGGAUGUUCAUUGGAUAUGCGGUGUUUGCUGUUCCCUUGGAAUAUGACGUAGAAGAUUGGGAUCAUGAUUCAAUCUACGAUUUCGAUACAGAACAGUCAGAAGUUCGAUAUGAUCCUAAAUUGUUAUCUGAGGAGUUAGAGGAUACAAUUGCUAGGCAACGUGGAGCAUCUUGUAAUUUAUCAAAUAUCAUUUACGAGCAUGGAGAACAGGUGGCGCGAAAUGAUCCAUGUGAAGUGUGCGUGUGUAUGGAUGGCGAAAUCUUUUGCUAUUGGCGACAAUGUAGCGACGAAGUCAGCGAAGGCAUAAAUUACAGCAGUAACGAGCAGGACGAUGAUAGCAACUCAUUUCACACCUCGCCAUGGAAGCUGACCCGCUCCUCACAGCCUUCGAAACAUAUAAAGUCCUCAAAGUACUCACCCCCGACGAAAGUUUCCAAACUGAGAAAAGUUCUGAGACCGACAAAAAUUUCCUGGUCAACAAAACCACCACCACCGCCGACGAUACCGCCGAAACCAACGAAAUUGUCGAGGAUGAAGAAAGUUCAUAAAACAAAGAGACCAACAAAACACCCCAGAAAACCAGCGCGAAAACGGAUGAAAUCCAAAAAGGUGUUUAGUUUCCCUGAGCACUUGCCGGCAACUCUUCAUUUCGAUAUCGAUAGUGCGAACAGACGGGAAGAAUCGUCGGAGGAUAGUGGUGAAAUCAAAAAUGAGUCGUCAGAUCUUCUACAUGGUAAACUAACAAUGAGACCCGACAGUCUAGAGGAUGCAGGCAAUGGGAAUCACAUGGUUCUGUCGACAACUGCAGCCUCGAAAGAGAACGUCUAUCCUAGCAGGAGGCAGCAACUACAAGGAGCAAACAGCGAACGCUCCCCCCAGUUUCAAUCAGCUGAAAGGAAUAUUUCACAAAACGAUCCUAAUGUAAAUGGAUGGCAAGGCUUUUCAUUAAAUCUAUCUAACAGCACAAUAACACCAUCAUCGUUGUCGUCAACCACACAAACGACAACGACGGAGCCAACAACAACGGCGGUCCUAAAUAGUAGUAAUAACAAUGACGGAAGUAGUAACAUGCAGAACAAACACAUUAAUUUCCAAUCUGGUGGUAUCAUCCCAAAUGACGAAUCCAUUGAUUCUGAGAACGACAGCGAUGAUAAUGAUGACGACAGUGGUAUCAGCGGCGACAACAACAGCAACGAUAAGAAAGCGGAGGUCGAAAAAGCUGGUCCCGACAACGAUAGUGGCCCAGAGACUACAAGAAUUCAAUUUGUAGAUGUUCCUUUGGCCAAACACUAUAUCAUAACGUCAUCAGGAAGCGUUGAGAACGCCGACAUUCUGGCAAGCGAGAAUGUUUUAUCGCAAUUCCGUAAUGACUAUAGCAUAGUGAGUAGUGAUUCGACAGCAAAUAACCCAUCCCCACCCCUGCCCGCAGCGACGCCUUCAGCCUCGUUAUCAUUCCAACUACCGGCAAGGACGAAUGGUAACGCUACGGACGCCGCUAUUCAGGAGGAAGAAUCCACCGCAAUAAUUUCAAAUGAUGCGGUAAAAUCCCCCUCGUCAUUAUCUGCAACAAUGCCGGCACUUUCGGCCGCUGAAGUGAGGGUGCCAUCUUCAGGAUCAGGUUCAGUUACCGCAGAAGUAUCAAAAUCAAAUGCAACACCGAGUCCCACAUCUGUUGACGUCGGCGGAAUAGUGCCACCUGAUUCGUUAGUCUUCUCCGUUUCACAGCCUGCUAUCUCGUCAACGUCAGGACUAUCAUCUUUAGAGCAGGAAAAGCAAAAUGGCGAGGCAUCGUCAGUGCAGUUGGAAAAGGCUUCCACUGAGCAGCCCACUCGCCUGCAGCAGGAAUGUGUUGUGAUGGGUGCAACCUACCAGGUGGGCGCUGUACUACCCCAAGAAACUGGAAAUUGUCUGCAAUGCGUUUGCGUCGAAGGGAGUAGCGCAGGAGACUCACCUCGAGUUACCUGCAGUCCACACAACUGUCCACCGCUAGUGCUGCCAGAUCUCUUCGAUACCACUGGCUAUUAGGAGUAUUGGUACGAUCCAAUAAAUAGCUCUCAAUUGAAUGGUUGUACGUACAAUUUUUGUUUGCACUGUAUAUUACGAGAAAAAAGGGAAAGCCUAUAAAUAUGAAAAUAUGUUAAUGUCGUUUUGUUGAAUUUACAAUUAUUCGUUAAAUUUUGUUAAGUUUAAUCCAAAUAUCUUAAGUUUCAGGCGUAUACGAUCCAGUUGAUUUUAACGUUGAUUUCAAUGAACGAAAGUUAUACUUUACUUAAGAUUUACUGAAAAUUAUUGAGAAAAUGUUCUUCUUAGUUUGUGUAGCAAAAUCUUCAAACAAUUGGAUUCAUACGUACAAAUUGUCAAGCCAACAAUUUACGCAAAUAGUUAAGAUUUUCAUCAGGACAGAUAACUAACUAUCUUUGCUUUUGCUGGCACAAAGGAACUCACAAGUUUCAUUUUAAUGAUGCAUAAAUAUUAAUUUGGGAAGUUGCAGCGUUCAAGUAAUAUUUUGCUACAAAUAAUGAAGACAUCCCCCGCCUUUCGGGAAUUCCUGUAGAAGUUCAACUUCACCCACAAUAUCAGUUUUAAAGGAAUCUGCAAUGGAUAAAGGUUUGUCCUUACAAAAAGGAUGCAGAACUCUCUCAUCAAAUCCACAAUAGGAUAUCUA
Molecule: messenger RNA, 3891 nt
Organism: Hermetia illucens (black soldier fly)
Lineage: Eukaryota; Metazoa; Arthropoda; Insecta; Diptera; Stratiomyidae
Product: altered inheritance of mitochondria protein 21
Exons: 6
Coding region: 1176-3251 (691 amino acids)
Source: RefSeq, a predicted model, not a curated record